GGCGCCAAUGUUCUGAAGACAAAACUUGUUUCCAUUUAUUUUUUUCUUCCCAUCUUUUUUCCCCCGCCUCUCUCUUGACUUAAUUGUCUCUUCUAGAGGAGCAACAGCCGGUGAGGGUGGAGUGCGGGGCGACUUUUAUUCUGAAAGGCGCGCACAUACACGCGGAAAGAAAGAAAGAAAGAAAGGUGCGCCACACGCACGCUUUCCUCCUCCUCGUCCUCCUCAUCAUCAUCAUCACAUCGGCUGGAUGUAAGAGACGAGCUGCCUCCUCACGCGCACACGCACGGCGCGCACGCGCGAUGUGAAAGAAGAGGACGCGCGCACUUUUGUUUGAAACACCUCACACCUGGUACUCUGGGCCAGUCAGCAGCAGGAUCAGGAUGAGAAGAUGGCUGGCUGUGUGUUUCCAAUGGGACCAGAGAGCUUUCAGCGCUUCACGCCGGACUCCCUGGCGGCCAUCGAGCAGCGCAUCGUCAAGGAGCAGGCCCGACGCAACAAACACUACCAGGAGGACCUUGGUGACGUGGAGGUCCCUCGGCCCCGGGCUGACCUGGAGGCGGGAAAACAGCUGCCUCGAAUCUAUGCCGACAUCCCCUCUCACCUGGUGGGCGUCCCCCUGGAGGACAUCGACCAGUACUACUUCAGAGAUAAACGGACCUUCAUAGUGCUGAACAAAGGCAAGGCCAUCUUUCGCUUCAACGCCACAUCCGCUCUGUACUUCUUCAGCCCCUUCCAUCCUAUACGCGCCGUGGCCGUCAGGAUCCUGGUCCACUCGUUGUUCAGCUUGUUCAUCAUGUGCACCAUCCUGACCAACUGCUGCUUCAUGGCCAUGUCGGAACCCACCCCCUGGGCCAAGUACCUGGAGUACACCUUCACAGGUAUCUACACCUUCGAGUCGCUCAUCAAGAUCUUGGCGAGGGGCUUCUGUGUGGGACCCUUCACCUUCCUGAGGGACCCGUGGAACUGGCUUGACUUCAGCGUCAUCGUCAUGGCAUAUGUGACUGAGUUUGUCGACAUGGGUAGUGUCUCGGCCUUGCGGACGUUCAGGGUUCUGCGAGCGCUCAAAACCAUCUCAGUCAUCCCAGGCCUCAAGACCAUCGUGGGUGCUCUGAUCCAGUCGGUGAAGAAGCUGGCCGACGUGAUGAUCCUCACCGUCUUCUGCCUGAGCGUCUUUGCCCUGAUUGGCCUGCAGCUCUUCAUGGGAAACCUUCGCCAGAAGUGUGUGCGCAGCACGGCGCACUGCGUCAACGAAAGCCUGCCGGCCAACGCGUCCUUCUUCUGCAACAAUAAGACGUGGACUUCCAUGCGCCACUUUCGCAACGACGAGGACAACUUCUACAAGGUCGAAGGAGCCAAGGACGCCUUGAUCUGCGGGCACAGCAGCGAUGCAGGAAAGUGUCCGGAUGGUUUUGAGUGCCUGAAGGCGGGACGGAACCCGAACUAUGGCUACACCAGUUUUGACACCUUUGGCUGGGCCUUUCUGUCGCUCUUCCGCCUGAUGACACAAGACUACUGGGAGAACCUCUACCACCAGACGCUGCGCUCGGCCGGUAAGGCCUACAUGGUGUUCUUUGUGGUGGUCAUCUUCCUGGGCUCCUUCUAUCUCGUCAACCUUAUCCUGGCCGUGGUCGCCAUGGCCUACGAGGAGCAGAACCAGGCCACCAUCGCCGAGGCGUGCCAGAAGGAGCGCGAAUUCCAGUUGGCCGUGGAGCAUCUGAAGAAAGAGCAGCAGGCGGCCAUGCUGAAAGCCCUCGACUCGGACUCCAUCAUGUCGCCAGAAGUGUCACCCUUUGGACCCCCGCUGGACAUCAUGGAGGAGCGGAGGCGGAGUCAGGCCCUGGUGGGAGUGGCGGACGUGGAGGCGAACCUAUCUGAGGAGAAGCUGCUGCAGGUGGACAUGACGGAAGGCGGGAAGCCCCUCCACCCUCUGCUGGCCCGAUCCUUCUCCACCAGAACUCGGAGGAGCAGCCAGGUGUCGUCCAUUUUCAAUUUCCGCCUGAGGAGCCGGGGCUCCGAGGCAGAGAUGGCCGACGACGAGUACAGCGUCCCGGGCGAUGUGACGUUCAGUAGCAUCCUGCCUCACCCGUGGCCAAAACGGCGACCCAGCACCUACAGCACCGCCAGCAGGAGCUCACCGGUAUUUUAUCCCACCCUGAACAUCAACGGGAAGCUUUUUGUUGCCAUAGACCACAACGGGGUCUCGCCACCGCCACUGCAGGGGCAGCUGCCUGCCUGCACCAUGGAGAAGGUCAAGGAGGAGAGUGUUCCCACCUCCACCACGGAGCUCAGCACCGUGCUACUUCCUCGGCCUUCAUCCACGCAGCGAGGGAGGGCGCCGAGCGCCGCCAGCCACCUCACGGACGCCAUGGAGGAGCUGGAGGAGGCCCACCAGAAAUGCCACCCGUGCUGGUACGUCUUCGCCCACCGUUACCUGGUUUGGGAGUGCUCCCCCUUCUGGCUGGAGCUGAAGCGGCUGGUGAAGAUCAUGGUGAUGGACCCCUUCCUGGACCUGGCCAUCACCGUGUGCAUCGUCCUCAACACCCUCUUCAUGGCCAUGGAGCACUACCCCAUGACCGAGGAGUUCAACCGCAUGCUGAGCAUCGGGAACCAGGUGUUCUCAGGCAUCUUCACGGCAGAGAUGCUUCUGAAGAUCAUCGCUCUGGACCCGUACUACUACUUCCAGACGGGCUGGAACAUCUUCGACAGCAUCAUUGUGUGUCUCAGCCUCAUGGAGCUCGGCCUGUCCAGCGUGGAGGGCCUCAGCGUGCUGCGCUCCUUCCGCCUGCUGCGUGUUUUCAAGCUCGCUCGCUCGUGGCCCACCCUCAACACCCUCAUCAAGAUCAUCGGGAACUCCAUGGGCGCUCUGGGCAACCUCACACUGGUCCUCGCCAUCAUCGUCUUUAUCUUCGCCGUGGUCGGCAUGCAACUCUUUGGGAAGAGCUACCAGGACUGCGUGUGCAAGAUCUCCAAAGACUGCCUCCUUCCUCGCUGGCACAUGAAGGACUUUUUCCACUCCUUCCUCAUCGUCUUCAGGGUGCUGUGCGGCGAGUGGAUCGAGACCAUGUGGGACUGCAUGGAGGUCGCAGGCCAGCCGCUGUGCAUCCUCGUCUUCAUGCUGGUCAUGGUCAUCGGAAACCUGGUGCUGUUGAACCUCUUCCUGGCGCUGCUCCUCAGCAGCUUCAGCUCCGACAACCUGUCGGGUCCGGACGACGACGGCGAGAUGAACAACCUGCAUAUCGCCCUCCACCGGAUAACCAGAGGCCUGGGCUGGUGCCGCAGACAGGUGGUGGACUUCUUCAACGGAAACCUAAAGCAGCGCCGGCAAAAGCGAAAGGAGGCCAAAGCCAUGAUGAAGCUCAAACCUCUGAGCAGCAUCCGCCUCGAGGCGAACGGCGCCGUCAUAGGCCGGUACGUCGUGAAGGAGGACGACAGCUACAUGACCAACCCCAACCUGACCAUCAGCGUUCCCAUCGCCCCCGGAGAGUCGGACGUGGAGUUCCCCGACGACGACGAGGAGGAGGAGGACGACGACGAGUUGGGCCAUGAGGACCAGAGUGAGGAGUCGGAAGAGGAGGAGGGAGAGCAGGGGGAGCAGAAAGAAGACGUCAGCCUGUCGGAGGGCAGCACGGUGGACCUGAGGAAGCCCGGAGAGGAGGACGACGAGUACUCGGAAAUGGCCGAAGAGGCGAUGGACCCCGAGAACUGCUUCCCUGACUUGUGUGUCUCCAGGUUCCGGUGCUGCGUCGUGGACACGACGGCGGGGCUGGGGCAGGUGUGGUGGCGGAUGAGGAAGACGUGCUAUCACAUUGUGGAGCACAGCUGGUUUGAGAGCUUCAUCAUCUUCAUGAUCCUCCUCAGCUCGGGCGCGCUGGCCUUCGAGGACAUCUACAUCGAGCAGAGGAAGGUGGUCAAGGUGUUGCUGGAGUACUCGGACAAGAUCUUCACCUACGUCUUCAUCCUGGAGAUGAUGCUCAAGUGGUUGGCGUACGGCUUCAAGAAGUAUUUCACCAACUACUGGUGCUGGCUGGACUUCCUCAUCGUUGACGUGUCGCUGGUCAGCUUGGUGGCCAACGCGCUGGGUUAUUCUGAUUUUGCCGCCAUCAAAUCGCUGCGGACGCUGCGCGCUCUUCGCCCCCUGAGAGCGCUCUCCAGGUUCGAAGGCAUGCGGGUGGUGGUCAACGCGCUGAUCGGCGCCAUCCCGUCCAUCAUGAACGUGCUGCUGGUCUGCCUCAUCUUCUGGCUCAUCUUCAGCAUCAUGGGCGUCAACCUGUUCGCCGGGAAGUUCGGACGCUGCGUCAACAGGACGGGACACGUCUUCAACUACAAUCUCAUCAACAACAAGUCCCAGUGCGACGCGCUCAACGACACCUACUACUGGACCAAGGUCAAGGUCAACUUCGACAACGUGGGCGCCGGCUACCUGGCGCUCCUCCAAGUGGCCACCUUCAAAGGCUGGAUGGACAUCAUGUACGCCGCCGUGGACUCGCGAGCCGUGGAGGAGCAACCCAAACAGGAGGAAAACCUGUACAUGUACAUCUACUUCGUCGUCUUCAUCAUCUUCGGCUCCUUCUUCACGCUCAACCUCUUCAUCGGCGUCAUCAUCGACAACUUCAACCAGCAGAAGAGAAAGUUAGGAGGACAGGACAUCUUCAUGACGGAGGAGCAGAAGAAGUAUUACAACGCCAUGAAGAAGCUGGGCUCCAAGAAACCCCAGAAGCCCAUUCCCAGACCCCUGAACAGCGUGCAGGGCUUCUUCUUCGACCUGGUGGGCAAGCAGGCCUUCGACAUCAUCAUCAUGGUGCUGAUCCUCUUAAACAUGAUCACCAUGAUGGUGGAGACGGACGAGCAGUCGAAGCAGCACGAGCGCAUCCUGGACAAAAUCAACCUGGCCUUCAUCGUGGUCUUCACCGCCGAGUGCAUGGUGAAGAUCGUGGCGCUCAGGUGCUACUUCUUCACCGUGGGCUGGAACAUCUUCGACUUCGUGGUCGUCAUCCUCUCCAUCGUCGGCAUCGUGCUGGCCGACAUCAUCAGAGAGUACUUUGUGUCGCCGACCCUCUUCCGGGUGAUCCGGCUGGCCCGCAUCGGGCGCAUCCUGCGUCUCAUCCGAGGCGCCAAGGGCAUCCGGACGCUGCUGUUCGCCCUGAUGAUGUCGCUGCCCGCCCUCUUCAACAUCGGGCUGCUCCUCUUCCUGGUCAUGUUCAUCUACGCCAUCUUCGGCAUGGCCAACUUCGCCUACGUCAAGCGUCAGGCGGGCAUCGACGACAUGUUCAACUUCGAGACCUUCGGGAACAGCAUGAUCUGCCUGUUCCAGAUCACCACGUCGGCCGGCUGGGACGGUCUGCUCAGUCCCAUCCUCAACAACUCGCCCGAGGAGUGCAACAACGACAUCCCGCACACGGGCACCGCCCAGCGCGGGAACUGCGGCAACCCGUCGGUGGGCAUCACCUUCUUCGUCACCUACAUCAUCAUCUCCUUCCUCAUCGUGGUCAACAUGUACAUCGCCAUCAUCCUGGAGAACUUCAGCGUGGCCACGGAGGAGAGCACCGAGCCGCUGAGCGAGGACGACUUCGAGAUGUUCUACGAGGUGUGGGAGAAGUUCGACUGCGAGGCCACGCAGUUCAUCGAGUACUCCAAGCUGUCCGACUUCGCCGACUCGCUGUCGGAGCCGCUGCGCAUCGGGAAGCCCAACAAGAUCAAGCUGAUCUCCAUGGAUCUCCCCAUGGUGAGCGGGGACAAGAUCCACUGCCUGGACAUCCUCUUCGCCUUCACCAAGCGCGUGCUGGGCGAGUCGGGCGAGAUGGACGCUCUCAAGCAGCAGAUGGAGGAGAAGUUCAUGAUGGCCAACCCGUCCAAGAUCUCCUACGAGCCCAUCACCACCACGCUCAGGCGCAAGCAGGAGGACGUCUCGGCCGCCGUCAUCCAGCGCUGCUACCGCCGCCAUCUGGUCCGGCGGCAGAUGAAGGCCGCCUCCUUCUUGUACCGCCAGAUCACCACUCCUCGCCACGCCCGGGCCGACGGCGGCGACGACGACGCCGACGAGGAGGACGCGGCGCCGGAGAAAGAAGGGCUGAUCGCCGCCAUGAUCAGAGAGAACUACGGCACCGGUCUGACGGGGACGGAGCGCUCCGAGACCGUUUCCUCCACCUCCUCGCCGCCCUCGUACAAUAGCGUGACGCGAGCCUCGCCGGACUUCAUCGGCUCGACGGAACAGGGCGGCGGCGAGCCGAGCGAACACUCGCGGACGGCGGCCGACAUACCGGAAGCGAGGCCGUAGCAACAAAAAAAAAAACGUCCGCAGCGACGACUUCCUGCUUUUGUUUACCGAAUGUACGCCGAGGAGGAGCAAGUAAACAUUCACUACCUGGAACGUUCCUUCCUGCCCCCUGCUGGCAGCACCCGGAACUGCAGCAGUUUCUUUCAGGGCAACAUCUAUCAACUGCAUCCCCCCCCCCCCCCCCCGCGUGGAUGUAAACAACGACCCCCAAACAAUAUAUCGCUCAUGUAUCACUCGCACACGGCAAAAAGUCAGUGUUCAAAAACAAGAAAAAAAAUACAAAAAUUAGGGGUGUUAUUUUCGGAGCCCCUAAAGCAGGGGUCCCCAAACUACGGCCCGGGAAGUCCCAAGUUAAUUUUUUAUUUUUUAUUUUUUUAUUUUUAUUUAUUUAUUUUUUAAUCUUUCCUUUCUAAUCCAUUUUCUACCACUUGUUACUCUCGGUGUCUCCUAGCCGCUCAGGCAAAUCAUAUUGGCUAAAAAUGAAUUUUCCCAUCGAUAACAUGACAAUGUUAAAUGUCAA
Nerophis lumbriciformis (worm pipefish) is the source of this 6794-nucleotide messenger RNA. Its product is annotated as sodium channel protein type 5 subunit alpha-like. Lineage: Eukaryota; Metazoa; Chordata; Actinopteri; Syngnathiformes; Syngnathidae. Gene Ontology annotation, cellular component: plasma membrane; voltage-gated sodium channel complex. The record is from RefSeq and is a predicted model, not a curated record. Gene Ontology annotation, molecular function: protein binding; voltage-gated sodium channel activity. Gene Ontology annotation, biological process: sodium ion transmembrane transport; membrane depolarization during action potential; neuronal action potential.